Molecule: messenger RNA, 5631 nt
Organism: Urocitellus parryii (Arctic ground squirrel)
Lineage: Eukaryota; Metazoa; Chordata; Mammalia; Rodentia; Sciuridae
Gene: Mcf2l
Product: MCF.2 cell line derived transforming sequence like
Biological process (GO): intracellular signal transduction; positive regulation of Rho protein signal transduction
Cellular component (GO): cytoplasm
Molecular function (GO): protein binding; guanyl-nucleotide exchange factor activity
Source: RefSeq, a predicted model, not a curated record
GCUUCCAGCAGCUCCUGGCUGCGGAGCCUGCCCACUCGGCCCGUCUGAGGAAGGAAGCGUCCAACGCAAAGGCAGAUGGGCGGGCGCGGCCGUCCACCCUGCUCUCUCCAGAGCCCCAGGCUUCCCUCUGCCCACUCUGCGAGGUGUGGGGCAGCCCAAGACCUCAGGACAGGCUGCAGGAGGACCGCAGGUGCCUGAGGAUAGGAAGUCCAGAGCCCAGGAGGUGGCUUGGGACAGCCCGAGGUCUCCAGGAGCGUGACCACUCAGCACCGAGAGCCUCCUGCAGGCUGCUGGCGACUGCACGGCCUCCRGCUGUCCCUGUGGAGACCUGAAAGUGGUGGACACUGCGAGGCGCACUUGGUCGCGGCCACCCUGCCCCAAGGUUGGACUGGCCUGUGUCUCUGAAUCAGAGACCCUUGUGAGGGCAGCUCCAUGGCUGAGAAGGGAGCCUCGCGGGGGCCCAUGCGCCGCUUCUGGUCACUGCCCAGGAAGCGCCGGGGAGCCCCAGGGCGCCCAAAGCCAGAUGAGAUCAUGCACCAGGACAUCGUGCCGCUCUGCGCUGCGGACAUCCAAGAGCAGCUCAAGAGGCGCUUCGCUUACCUGUCAGGUGGGCGGGGACAGGACGGAAGCCCAGUCAUCACCUUCCCCGACUACCCGGCCUUCAGCGAGAUCCCGGACAAGGAGUUCCAGAGUGUCAUGACCUACCUCACCAGCAUCCCCAGCCUACAGGAUGCAGGCAUUGGAUUCAUCCUGGUGAUAGACCGAAGGCAGGACAAAUGGACCUCCGUGAAGGCGUCGGUCCUGCGGAUAGCCGCCUCUUUCCCAGCAAACCUGCAGCUGGUCCUUGUUCUCCGCCCGACGGGGUUUUUCCAGCGGACUCUCUCCGAAAUCGCCUUCAAGUUCAACAGAGAUGACUUUAAGAUGAAGGUGCCGGUCAUAAUGCUGAGCUCAGUGCCAGAACUACACGGCUACAUCGACAAGUCUCAGCUGACCGAGGACCUCGGAGGCACCCUGGACUACUGCCACUCCAGGUGGCUGUGCCACCGCACGGCGAUCGAGAGCUUCGCGCUCAUGGUGAAGCAGACGGCUCAGAUGCUGCAGUCCUUCGGGACUGAGCUGGCGGAAACAGAACUGCCCAAUGACGUCCAGUCGACCAGCUCAGUGCUCAGCACCCACACCGAGAAGAAGGACAAGGCGAAGGAAGACCUGCAGCUGGCCCAGAGGGAGGGGCAGCGCCUCCUGGAGAGCCUCAGAGAGCCCCUGGCCGAGAGCAGCGCGCACAGCGUCAACCAGGAUCAGCUGGACAGCCAGGCCACCGUGCAGAGGCUUCUGGCCCAGCUGAAUGAGACCGAAGCCGCCUUCCAUGAGUUCUGGGCCAAGCAUCAGCAGAAGCUGGAGCAGUGCCUGCAGCUCAGGCACUUUGAGCAGGGCUUCCGCGAGGUCAAAGCCACCUUGGACACGGCGUCCCAGAAGAUAGCCACCUUCACUGACGUUGGCAACAGCCUGGCCCACGUGGAGCACCUGCUGAGGAGCCUGGCCAGCUUUGAAGAGAAGUCCAGCGUGGCCGUGGAGCGGGCCCGAGCCCUGGCCCAGCAGGGCCAGCAGCUCAUCGAGAACAAGCACUAUGCCGUGGACUCCAUCCACCCCAAGUGCGAGGAGCUCCAGCACCUGUGCCACCAGUUUGCCACGGAGAUCGGCAGGAGACGAGGGCUUCUCAGCAAGUCGCAAGAGCUGCACCGCCUCCUGGAGACGUCCAUGAAGUGGUGUGAUGAGGGCAUCUACCUGCUGGCCUCCCAGCCCGUGGACAAAUGCCAGUCUCAGGACGGCGCCGAGGCUGCCCUUCAGGAGAUUGAGAAGUUUUUGGAGACUGGCGAGGAAAAUAAGAUCCAGGAGCUCAGUAAAAUUUACAAGGAAUAUGAGACCAUCCUCAACCCAGACCUGCUGGAUCACGUGCAGAAAGUCUUCCAGAAGCAAGAGAGCAUGCAGGAGAUGUUCCACCGCCGGCAGGCCAGCCUGAAGAAGCUGGCGGCCAAGCAGACCCGGCCCGUGCAGCCCGUGGCCCCCCGGCCAGAGGCGCUCACCAAGUCGCCCUGCCCCUCCCCAGGCUCCUGGCGGGGAUCUGAGAACUCUGGCCCUGAAGGCAGCGCGCUCCGCAGGGGGCCCUACARGAGGGCCAAGAGUGAAAUGAGUGAGAACCGGCAGGGCCGGGACAGCUCCACGGGGGACGAGGAGGAGGGCCUGGCCAUCCUGCGCAGGCACGUGAUGAACGAGCUCCUGGACACCGAGCGGGCCUACGUGGAGGAGCUGCUCUCUGUCCUGGAGGGCUACGCGGCUGAGAUGGAGAAUCCUUUGAUGACGCACCUCAUUUCGACUGGCCUGCACAACAAGAAGGACGUUCUGUUUGGAAAUAUGGAGGAGAUCUAUCACUUUCAUAACAGGGUCUUCCUGCGGGAGCUGGAACGCUGCACGGACUGCCCGGAGCUGGUGGGAAGGUGCUUCCUUGAAAGGAUGGAGGACUUCCAGAUCUAUGAGAAGUACUGUCAGAACAAGCCCCGCUCCGAGAGCCUGUGGAGACAGUGCUCCGCCUGUCCCUUCUUCCAGGAGUGCCAGAAGAAGCUGGAYCACAAGCUGAGCCUGGACUCCUACCUGCUGAAGCCCGUGCAGAGGAUAACCAAGUACCAGCUGCUGCUCAAGGAAAUGCUGAAGUACAGYAGGAACUGCGAGGGGGCCGAGGACCUGCAGGAGGCGCUGAGCUCCAUCCUGGGCAUCCUCAAGGCCGUGAACGACUCCAUGCACCUCAUCGCCAUCACCGGCUAUGACGGGAACCUCAGUGACCUGGGGAAGCUGCUGAUGCAGGGCUCCUUCAGUGUGUGGACAGACCACAAGAAGGGCCACACCAAGGUGAAGGAGCUGGCCAGGUUCAAGCCCAUGCAGCGGCACCUGUUCCUGCACGAGAAGGCCGUGCUCUUCUGCAAGAAGCGGGAGGAGAACGGGGAGGGCUAUGAGAAGGCCCCCUCCUACAGCUACAAGCAGUCCUUGAAUAUGACUGCCGUGGGCAUCACAGAGAAUGUGAAGGGUGACGCCAAGAAGUUUGAGAUCUGGUAUAACGCGAGGGAGGAGGUCUACAUCGUCCAGGCACCAACUCCUGAAAUUAAAGCCGCGUGGGUGAAUGAGAUUCGGAAGGUGCUGACCAGCCAGCUGCAGGCGUGUCGAGAGGCCAGCCAGCACAGGACCCUGGAGCAGUCCCACAGCCUGCCCCUGCCCGCGCCGUCCAGCACCAGCCCCUCAGAAGGGAACUCGAGACACGUCAAGAAGCUGGAGGAGAGGAAGACAGACCCCCUGAGUCUGGAAGGAUAUGUGAGCUCGUCGCUGCYGAAGCCCCCCGAGAAAGGCAAAGAUGACGCGGUCUCUAGCUCUACUUCAGAAAGUUCCGCACUUUCCAGAAAGCGCUUCACCCUGCAGGGCUUUGCUAACCUCAAAGGUCAGAGAGCUUCUCCUACCAGUCCUGACAGAAAGGCUAAGCGGCAUGCAGUAAAGAGCGACCCGACUCCCUUUGGUUUGCGAGGCUGGAGCAAAACGUCCCACUCACUGGAGGUCCCUGAGGACGAGGGCGGCUGGUCAAGUGCUGAGGAACCCAUCAACUCAUCUGACGCAGAGGAGGAUGKUGGAGUGGGCCCCAAGAAGCUGGUCCCUGGGAAGUACACAGUGGUGCUGGACGAUGAGAAGGGGGGCCCAGACACCCUCGCCAUGAGGAGCGGGGACGUGGUCGAGGUGGUGGAGGAGGGCGCUGAGGGGCUCUGGUACGUCCGGGACCUGAGCAGCGGCCAGGAGGGCUGGGUGCCGGCCGGCAGCCUGUCGGCCCUGCUGGGCACGUCCGGCUCGGCGCAGUGUCUGAGCAGCUCAGGUAAGGCCCUCGGUGCGGGCGCGGCCCUGGCCCGUCCCACGGGAGGUGCGGAGGGCCGCCGCCGCAGCGAUCUCCCGGUGUCCCCGCAGAGUCGAGCCCGGGGUCGGCCGUGCUGAGCAACUCCUCGAGCUGCAGCGAGGGCUGCCCGGCGCCCUUCUCCGACCUCCAGGGCUAGCACCGCUCUGCGCUGCGCCCGGCGCUGACCCGCAUGCAGUCCCUGGUCGUCUUUUGCGCGGGCUCGCGUAGUUUGGGGAGGGGACGGCGCUCCAAGAUAGCCAAACCCAGGAGGACCCCCGUGCACCCGCCGGCCGCAGAGGACAGGCCUCAGCAGCCGGCCCCCGGGGCCGAAGCCAGCUCCCAGGACCAGGCCCCAGGGCCACUGCCAGGUGCAGUGGACGGGGAGGGGCCUGGGGACAGCCCCUCACCCGCGCGCGGCCGCCCUCCUCGGUGCGGGCGCCUCCGACGCCUGGUCUGGUGCUGGCUGUGGGAAGGUCCCGGUGGGAGCCGCCGCGGAACGCCGCCGGAGAGAGGGGCCUGGGGAACUCUUGUCUUUUAUAAGUUUCUGAUUUUUUAAAAACAGGGAUUAAUCCCGUGGCCAUUUUUUGUGGUACUUUGGCCUCAAAUCUUUACCAAGAAUCACUGUGUUUACAUGAAAUGAUAAUUUGAUACUGUAUUUGAUAUAAAACUAUUUUUUUGUUACUGGGGUUUACAUCAAAGCUCGUUGUCUAUAUCACUAAAUGAUUUGGGCACCCCUUGAAGCACACCUGGUCACAGGUGAACCCACACACAUGGAUAAAAUCAGGUGGUGUCUCACAACCAAAAGCAGUAAGAAACCAGGUCCUUCUACAUGCAUCGGCCUCAUUUCACAAGAAAAUUUAAACUCUAAUUCAAAAUAUUAACCUUCUUUUCUACAAAAUAAGGGGACUCUCAAUUUUUUAAAGAGCUUCACUGAAUUAGUGUAUUUUUGUUGUUUUUAAAGACAGUGUAGAGAUGCAGUUUCUGUGGGGUCUCUGAGCUCCCUGUCCACUGUGCUGGGUGAACAGGUGUGCUGGCGCCUCAGGCAGGACCAAAUCCUUCUCUGGCACCACCUACCUGGCCUUGCAGGAAAGUCCGCAGGUGUGGUUAGGGUUACCUUGAGUGAUGUGUGCAGGGGUCUCCUGUGUUCAAAUCAUGGCAGAACUGGAACCAAAACCCUUCUGCUUCUCAAACCCUUUUUGUGUUUCAGAAACAAAUCUGUCCUCUUGAGACUUCCCGGAGGGCAGGUGUGGUAUGUGUGUUUGUGUGUGUACCUACGAUCUGGAUGUAAAGGCGUAUUUAUGGUCUCAUGCUGCUGAACAUGUGUCACUUUAUAGUCCUCCCUGUCUCCUUGCCCUGCUGCCGUGGGGGCUGCCGCCCCGCUGUGGCCAARGUGAAGCGCCCUCCCCACCCUGUGGUGCGGGAGCCCUUGCUGGCCAGACCUCCAGAGGAGGGGAUCACGCACGAGGCCUGUGAAGACCGCAGCGUUUCUCCUGGUGCACACUUGGUCCGCCUCAUCUCCAGUCCAGAUGCGGCUCCUUCUGUCUCCACCUGGGCUUGCCCUCUCUCUGUGAUCUCUCCCUCAUGAAGGCACUUUAAAACGUCAUGUUUCAUUGACUGUUACUUUUCUUUUAACUGCUAAURUAAAUGAAAUUUAAAAAUCAGAGCUCUUUAUUGUAUGGAUGAAGUUUGAAUAAACGUCAGAAACCCCU